UAAAGGAGGAUAACGGGGUUUUGGGUUUUUGAGCAGAGGGCCCCGGCUUUGUCGGAGAGCUGAUAACGCAAAAGCUUCGCGCCUUCCAAUCCGAUACAUAAGCGUCUGAUUUGUAGUUGCAGAAAAUGGAAGCAGUCCAGUUGCAGACUUUGCUCUCGUUUUCCUCCAAUAUAAGUCAGGCUAAGGCACUUGGUCUCUUUUCUAGCCCAAAGAUUAAAAUCCAUGGAAGGAUGGAUGUGGUUUGUCUUGGCAUGUUGACCCCUAGAAAGUUCAUGCAAAGGAGGAAGAAAGUGGAGGUCUUCAAAGAUGCAGCUGAUGAAGCAGAUCAGAAGAACUGGAGAAGAUUAAUGAAGGAAAUUGAUGAGGCAGGGUCGGCUGUCUCAAUCCUCAGAAAUCAUAGGCCCAAGAACCAGGGACUCCCCAGAGACCUUGUUCUGGGUACCCUGGUGAGAUUCAAGCAGCUUAAAAAAUGGAACCUUGUCAGUGAGAUUCUUGAAUGGCUCAGGACUCAGCACUGGUGGGAAUUCAAUGAAAUGGAUUUCCUGAUGCUUAUAACGGCUUAUGGAAAGCUAGGAGAUUUCAACAGGGCUGAAAGACUUUUAGGCUACAUGAAUAAGAAGGGUUAUUCGCCAAGUGUAAUAUCACACACUGCCCUGAUGGAAGCAUAUGGAAGAGGAGGGCAAUACAAUAAGGCAGAAGCCGUAUUUCGAAGGAUGCAAUCUUCGGGUCCUGAACCUUCAGCUUUGACAUAUCAAAUCAUACUUAAAAUUUUUGUUCAGGGUGACAAGUUUUAUGAAGCUGAAGCUGUUUUUGAGACCCUCUUGAAUGAUGAAAUUUCACCUUUGAAUCCAGACCAAAGAAUGUACCACAUGAUGAUUUACAUGUAUAGGAAGGCUGGAAGCUAUGAAAAAGCUCGUAGGAUAUUUGAAAAGAUGACAGAGAGAAAAGUACCACAAACUACAGUUACUUAUAAUAGCCUCAUGUCAUUUGAAUCCAAUUAUAAAGAGGUUUCAACCAUUUAUGACCAAAUGCAAAGAGCUGGUCUUCAACCUGAUGUUGUGAGCUAUUCUCUUCUCAUUAAUGCCUAUGGGAAGGCUAGAAGAGAAGAAGAAGCACUUGCAGUUUUUGAGGAGAUGCUGGAUGCUGGUGUUAGGCCUACUCUCAAAGUUUACAACAUUUUGCUUGACGCAUUUGCAAUAUCGGGAAUGACAGAGGAAGCUCGGACGGUAUUCAAGUGCAUGAGAAGAGACAAAUGCACUCCUGAUCUCUGCUCUUAUACAACAAUGUUAUCUGCUUAUGUUAAUGCUUCUGACAUGGAGGGUGCUGAGAAGUUCUUCAGCAGAUUGAAACAAGAUGGAUUUGAGCCGAAUGUUGUGACUUAUGGAGCACUGAUCAAGGGAUAUGCAAAGAUAAAUAACCUAGAGAAGAUGAUGGAGAAAUAUGAAGAAAUGCGGAUCCAGGGUAUUGAGGCCAACCAGACAAUAUUCACUACAAUCAUGGAUGCACAUGGUAGGAAUAGAGACUUUGGAAGUGCUGUAAUUUGGUUCAAGGAAAUGGGAUCAAGUGGGUUCCCUCCUGAUCAGAAAGCAAAGAAUAUCCUCCUGUCUUUGGUGAAAACGGCAGAAGAGAAACAGGAAGCUAAUGAGCUUGUGGGCCUUGUGAAUCAUGAUCCGAAUGAUGGAACAACUAGUGGGUUCUCUAAUUAUGAUGAUGAUGAUAAUGAGGAUGGUGAUGAUGACGAUGAAGAAGAAGAAGAAGAUGACAAAAAUGUUGCAGAAGAAGUCCUUGGGUAAUCCAUCAACACAGUAUCCAUGUCAUCUUCUUCAUUUAUGGUUUCCAAGGUUAUACGAACCAGAGGCUUAGACAAAGAAACAAUACGAGAUGGCAACACAGCAGAGAAUGGGGCCUUAGGUGGUGCUUCUAAGAACUGGUGGUUCUUCGAGUUCUGAAAAGCCAAGCGAGCACACCCAGCUUCUUCUGACACUGAGACUAUCACUGGACACAACUGAGUUCCGGCCAUUUCUAUAAUCUCUCUUU
Telopea speciosissima is the source of this 2037-nucleotide messenger RNA. RefSeq names its product pentatricopeptide repeat-containing protein At3g59040. The record is from RefSeq and is a predicted model, not a curated record. Gene Ontology annotation, molecular function: protein binding. NCBI's taxonomy places the organism in Eukaryota, Viridiplantae, Streptophyta, Magnoliopsida, Proteales, Proteaceae. Bases 126 to 1793 code for a protein of 555 amino acids. The transcript is spliced from 8 exons.